AUGUACUUCAUGCCACCAAUGCAUAAGUCGGUGCCCCAUUUGGGUCCCCCCAUUCAAAGAAGUGUGGUCACGCCACUGCACUGGUCUGCCCCAGAUGCUGCUGCACCAGGUGGAGCCCCCGGUGCUCCAGGAGCCCCUGGUGGUGAUGGAGCCCCAGGCGGCGCACCUCCUGGCCCACCCAAUACUUCCAGCAACCGCAGGCUACAGCAGACACAGGCCCAAGUCGAGGAGGUGGUGGAUAUCAUGCGGGUGAAUGUAGACAAGGUUUUGGAAAGGGACCAGAAGCUUUCAGAGCUUGAUGACAGAGCGGACGCUCUCCAAGCCGGAGCCUCCCAGUUCGAAAGCUGCGCAGCUAAGCUAAAGAACAAGUACUGGUGGAAGAACUGCAAGAUGAUGAUCAUGAUGGGGAUCAUUGGAGUCAUAGUGGUUGGAAUACUAUUCUGUAAGUAG
Anoplopoma fimbria (sablefish) is the source of this 450-nucleotide messenger RNA. RefSeq names its product vesicle-associated membrane protein 1-like. The transcript is spliced from 4 exons. Gene Ontology annotation, molecular function: SNAP receptor activity; syntaxin binding. The record is from RefSeq and is a predicted model, not a curated record. Gene Ontology annotation, cellular component: SNARE complex; plasma membrane. NCBI's taxonomy places the organism in Eukaryota, Metazoa, Chordata, Actinopteri, Perciformes, Anoplopomatidae. Gene Ontology annotation, biological process: vesicle-mediated transport; vesicle fusion; SNARE complex assembly. Bases 1 to 450 code for a protein of 149 amino acids.